CCGUUGUUAUUACUUAUGAACGUGCAUUAUUACAAUGCAAGGUCAAAGUUACGGUUCAUUCAUUCAUUAAAUUAAAAUUCGAGGGCUUUAUAAGUUGAAUGAAACGUUCGACAAACACUGACACACCAUAGGAACCCGAGAAGAGCUAAUAUCGCAUAGACUUCACCAGGAUUCCCACUGAAGAUCUUUGAAUCCUGACCACAGACCGCAACAUGCAGAACUGGAGAACACUGGCGCCGAUGUUAAAGGUGUCCCGGAAAAGCUUAAAACCAAAUAGAUUGCAACGUAAUCUGGUUUUUACGUUAACAACCGCAAAGAAGAUUCAUCGACCAAAGGCAACACUUUUCAAUAACGCAAAAAGUGAAGGCAGAAUGGAGUUCCCUGAUCACCAAGUAAAGUUUUAUCAGAAUGAAGCAUCUUUAGGUUAGUAUUGAACGAUCAACUGUGAAGCUAGGCUCGAUUUCCACCGUCUCCCGGGUCCGGUCUUUGAUCCUCCCCGAAGAGAGACUCUCGCUCUCUUUCGGGGGAUGAGUGUGGGCUCAUUUUCCCGAACAGCGGCUGGUAAUCGAGCCUACUGUGAAGCCAUAUCAGCAAAAGCCGCAUUGGAAAUCUGAUUAUUCUUUUAAACUAAAGUGAUGAUGAAAAUUCACCAUCGUAUAGAAAUAAACGAGCGCUACCCUGUCCUCAGAUUCAAUUUUGCUUAAAAUGGAUGUAAGGUAUUUUUUUCAGUUUGUGCAGUUAAAAGAACAUCUGAAAAACUCAGACAAAGACCACUAUGAAAGACGUGUCUUUUUUAAAUCAGGGUUUGUAUUUAAGAAACCAACAGGCGUGCCAGCUACAAAGACGCAGUAGAAAUUUUUCUUCAUUUCCUUUCUCUAUAGCUGAUAAAACUCGGAAGUGUUCAACACCUUUUUCUCUAAUAUAUGUUUCUUCAUUAAUUCAUUAUUUCAAUUUUUCCUGAAAGUGGGUGAUUGUCCAACAAUUUCUCUCAGAGAAUUUUACUCGACCUCUUUGAGAGGAAGGUGUUUUAAGCUUAAAAAUCCUCAGUUCUUCAGUAAAAGAAGCGACGAUUCGCAUCCAAGUAGUACUGCUCUUAAUGAGAUUGUCGUUUGUUUUAUAGACAAAGUUCCGGGAAAACUAGAAACUAUGACCAGCAAGCAGAGACUGGAUUUCUUGGUUGCUUCUCCGCACAGUUACAGAGAUGAAUCUGCCCAGCACUACAAAAGAGAUGAAAACAACAGCCAACAGCCAGGUUUUACAAAUAUUACCGCCAUAAAGGGAAAAGGCCUCCAUCAAGGAACUCGGGAACAAAAGAUGCUCAGUGCAGUCAUUUUAAAUUCGUAUUUAUUUUGCUUGAUGAUCUAUCCUUACUUAGAUCUAUUUUUGAAGUGAAAUAUUACGAACAAACCUUAAAUUUACAUUAGGUCAACGAAAAUUACCUUUGCAUUUUAAUUGUCCUUAAAACUAAAAAAGAACUAAAGCGUGUAAUAUCGCAAAACAAUCUACACACAUUUAGCUUACACGCCAACUUUUCCGACUUCAAAAAGUUUCAGCACGACAGCUAAAUAUUCCAAUAUUGAGUCCAAAAAGGAACAGUUAUUUGCAUGCAUCUACGUGAUUCACUUUUUUUGUUCACCCUUCGAGUAAUAAAGUAAGAGUAUCACUUAACAAAUCUACUUCAAGAAUUACUUCAUAAAUUUUCUGGGUGUUGAUUGGAAACUCGAAUCUCGCUACAUUCGCAUCAUCUUUUCAAAACCUUACAAAGAUAAUCUUUCUCAAUUGCUCAGAGGCCCAAACUUCUGGAAUCUCUAGAACAAGUCUCUCAGUAUUUGUCAAAACUACCCUUAAUAAAACGGAAAUGGUAAAAAUCCUCUACUAGGCCAUUUUCUCUUGACUCAAAUUGCUUAAAACUGUUUGGUAACACACAUGUUUACCUGCCAACAAAUUCUCCCAUUUUUUGUUCCUCUUAAGGAAACCCACACGUUCAGGAAAGGACCAAUGAGAAAGAAAUGAGAAAGAGGUUCUUUGAGCAAUAUUUAAGCACUGACGUUUGAUCAUCGAUAUAUCAAUCUGCUUAUUCCUAAAAAAUGUUCAUAAUGUGGGUAUAUUCCUUCACUCUUAAC
This is a messenger RNA of Porites lobata, 2123 nucleotides long. NCBI's taxonomy places the organism in Eukaryota, Metazoa, Cnidaria, Anthozoa, Scleractinia, Poritidae. The record is from the annotation of a GenBank genome assembly.